AUGGAGAAACAGCCACAACAGCAGCCGCCACCGCGCCGGCGCCGACGGCCGGCUCUCUCAUGCCGAGAAUGCCGCCGCCGCAAAGUCAAGUGCGAUCAUAACACGCCUUGCGCGCACUGCGUCCGCCACAAGACGCAAUGCAUCUACAAGCCCUUUCGUCGCUAUGGGGAGCAGGCAGAGGACGACCGUCCGCCCCAACACCUGAAUCCGGAAUCCGAGCCCGGAAGCUCACGGCCAAGUAGCGCAAGUCCGCCAUCGGGGAUACCAGGUGUGCAGGUACUUGUCCCGGAGCUUCAGCCGGCAGAGCACGCAAACAAUGCACAUGAGUCUGCCAUGGGCCAAAUACAUGGCCAUCAGCAUGCCGCCGCACCGAGUUCACAGCCUCUUUCUGCCCGUCACCCGGAUCGCGGAGAACACAGCCUUCAGGGUCUUCUCAGUCUGCUUCUGCAGAAACUGAAAGAAAACCCCACCUCAGGUGCCGCUGAAGGUAGCGUCAGCCCUUCCGUCAAUAGGCUGUCCGAAGCCGUCCUGCCGCGGGGGAGCGACCCUCUCGCACCUCGACCUCAGGAGGCCUCGCAGCAAGAGUGGCAAGCCGUCCUGAACAAACCGCGUGACUGGGGCAGAAGCCGUUGGGUCAGCAAGGCGCCCGAGUUUACCGUCAUGAUCCGCUGCUACGGCGAGAUCCUGGGCAUGGAGAGCAAGGACGGCUCCUUCCAGACCCGCGAGGCCGCUGCGCUGAUUGCCCAGGCUAGGGACUUCUUCCGGGAGUGCAAGAGCAGGGCUAAAUUCAGCAAGGUCGGCCGGCCCACGAGGGGAAUCGCAUGUCCGUGGCUUGAUCUGACGCCGCCUUCCCGCGAAAUGGCUGAUGUGCUGGCCAGGCUCUACUUUGCGUCCUUCGAGUCGACUCACCGCAUCCUCCACGCCCCUACCUUCUGGGCCGAGUAUCAGAGAUACUGGGACGACCCCGAAAGUGCCGCGCCUGACCUCCGUGUCAAGGUCCUGCUUGUUGUCGGGAUAGGAUCGAGCCUAUACGAUCAUGGUAGUGCUGCUGCGGCGCAAAGCAACACGGAACUGCUUCAUCAAUGGAUAUACGCCGCGCAGACCUGGCUUUCGGGGCCCUUGGAAAAGGACCGGCUCGACAUCACCGGGCUACAGAUUUACUGCCUCACCAUCCUCGCCCGGCAGAUCUUCUCCAUCGGCGGGGACACGGUGUGGGUGUCGAUGGGCUCGCUCAUCCACCGGGCCAUGCAGAUGGGCUUGCACCGCGACCCCAAAAGCCUGCCGCCAAUGUCCGUGCUGCAGGCCGAACUCCGCCGGCGGUUGUGGGCUACCAUCCUGGAGCUGGCCGUCCAGUCGUCUCUGGACGCGUGGAUGCCGCCCAGAAUCGCCCAAGACGAAUUCGACACGAACCCUCCGUCCAACGUCAACGACGACGAGAUGGACGAGUCCACGACAGUCCUCCAGCCACACCCCAAGAGCACCUUUACCUCCACCUCCUUCCAGCUGGCCCUGCUUGAAUCUCUCCCCACCCGCCUCCGCAUCGUCCAGCUCCUCAACGGCAUGCACUCCGAACUCUCCUACCACCGCGUCCUCGCCCUCACCUCGGAACUCUCGUCGGCUCUGCAAAGCUACAGCACCCGCUUCAGCGCCGACACCAAGGAUAGCAGCAACAACAACAACAACAAUAACAAUAACAACAACCACUUCGGCCCCUUCCACCGCAACCACCUCGACUACCUAACCCGCCGCUUCCUGAUCCCGCUGCACUACCCCUUCGCCCACCAGGCCCGCUCGAACCCGCUCUUCCGACAAUCCGUGAAGAUCUCCCUCGACGCCGCACUAGCCCUCAUCUCGCCGGAGCCGGACCCGCCCGCCAACCACUUCGCCCGGCUCAUGUCGCUCGGCGGCGGGCUGUUCCGCGAGGGGAUCCGCUGCGCCACGACGGCCAUUAGCCUGGAGCUGCUGUCGCACGUCGAGACGCAGCGCGGCGACGGGUCGCUGCGCCGCGCGCCGCAGUACCGCGGCUUCCUGAAGCAGGUCGUGCGCGGCCGCCUGGUCGAGCUGUCGGCCGAGCGGAUCCGGCAGGGCGAGACCAACGUCAAGAGCCACAUGUUCCUCAGCAUGAUCCUGGCGCAGGUCGAGGCCGUCGAGGAGGGGAAGGAGGUUGAGGUGGAGGUGGCGCGCGCCGCGAGGGAUAGCCUGGCGUUUUGCGAGGGGUGGGAGUUUGAGGGGUUCGGCGUCGAUCCGGAUUGGGAGAUCUUCGCCACGAACGGGUAUUGGUGCUAG
Molecule: messenger RNA, 2286 nt
Organism: Chaetomium strumarium
Lineage: Eukaryota; Fungi; Ascomycota; Sordariomycetes; Sordariales; Chaetomiaceae
Exons: 4
Coding region: 1-2286 (761 amino acids)
Biological process (GO): regulation of transcription by RNA polymerase II; DNA-templated transcription
Cellular component (GO): nucleus
Molecular function (GO): zinc ion binding; RNA polymerase II cis-regulatory region sequence-specific DNA binding; DNA-binding transcription activator activity, RNA polymerase II-specific
Source: RefSeq, a predicted model, not a curated record